GAUAAGGAAUACAAUAUACAGAGGGGGGAUCCAAUCCGGUUUGAGCUAGUUCCUGUGCUGAUAGAACAUUUAUGUUAGUAAGUUACAGUGUGUUCUGGAUCUGGAGGUACUGACUGAGUUACACUGUUCACGCUCAGUAGGCUAGCUCACUCAAUUGUCAUAUUUUAAAUCUUAUUAGUGCUCUGUCCUCUAGACAAAACAAGCUAAGCAACCAUGCCGAAAAGAAACAAAGCUAAUAAUGAAACUGAGGUGGAGCCAAAGAGGCGAUCCCAGAGGCUGUCAUCUAAACCUCAGGCAGAGCCCAAGGCAAAGGCAAAGCCACAGAAGUCACCCGCUAAACCCAAAAAGGCAAAGGAGGUAGUGAAGGCCAAACCCGAGAAGAAGGAAGAGCCGGAGGAGGAGGAGGAAGAAGAAGAGGCCCCUGCAGAGAACGGAGAGGCCAAGCCUGAGGCUGAGGAGGAGGAGGCACCAGCAGCAGAGGAGCCAGAAGCUGAGGAGGCCGACGAGCCCGAGCAGAAAGAGGAGGAGGAGGAGGCAGAGGAGGAGGCAGAGUAACUGCCUGGUCACCAGCGCUCCCUGUACCUCCUUUCUUGUACAAUGCAGAGGAUAUUUUUAUCAACUAUUUUCUUAAAAAAACAAAACAGGUUUUUUAGUAGUAUGAAUGUAGAAACACAUUUUUAUUUUUUGUUUUGUUGUUUUUUUAUACGAGAAAAAAAAAGACAUUUGGAGAUUGUCUCCGUUGUAUCCCACACUUACACAUCUCUGAAAGAAAUGUUAUGGUCAUUGUGUGGUCAAUGUUUCUUUUUUUCUUUAUUGUCUGAUUUUGUUUUCAACAAGGGGAGGGGACAGGUUGGAGCUAAAACAUGCAAUCAUGCCAAUAUCAGGAAUUUGUUGUUCAACUAGGAGAGGUUGCCUGAGACUAACAUUCCAUAGGCUGUAUGAGGGACCGUGUAAGAAACCUGUAUUGUGGUGGGGGCAGGAGGGGCUAAUACUUUUUUUGUUUAUAAUGGGGGUGUAGGACAGGGGGAGGGGGGUGACUGUUAAAACUUUUCUCUAUGAAUAUUAACUCCUUUAUCCAUGCAGUUAUUUUCCCUUUUUUGGUUAAUCAUACUCACUAGUACUGGAUUUCUUUGUCAGACCUGUGCAUUAUGUGAAAUGGUUCUUGUCUCUGUUUGGCAAUGACAUUGCAAUAACAUUUGUAUAGCUGCUGUGAAAGUAGGUUUUUCAUUAUUUCGAUAUGCAGUAUGUAACGGUACAUGGUGAGGAUGAUUAAAUGGACUGGGGUGUUGUUAGCCAAGCUAAUUAACACAACACACAAUACAGUGUUAAACAUACUGGCUCUAGAAAUCCUUCUGGGAUAUACUGUUAAACAAAUGACUGUAAUUUCACUUAAGAUCACAAGUGAACAUACCAGAAGUAGCAACAUUCUCAUGUGGUUUUAGGAUUUAUGUACCAAUGUACAGUUUUCUCAGUUUUUUGUAGCCGUGUCUGUGUAAUGGUUGGUAUAGAAAAUGCCAAUUAAAUGGUUGUAAAAUCUCUGCUGUCUUUUACUUCAUUUAAAACGCAAAAGUAAUACAUAUAGAAAAAGGGGUAUUCGUUUGGGUAAAAACCAAUUCAACAAUGCAGUGGAAUGUAUUUUUCAUCUACAGUAAUGUCUAUGUUUUGAUGUCUGACUUGAUUUGGACUUCUGAUUAAAGUCAUGAUGUGCUCUUGAUGAAA
Messenger RNA from Hypomesus transpacificus, 1719 nucleotides. RefSeq names its product Non-histone chromosomal protein HMG-14A-like (gene hmgn1a). The transcript is spliced from 6 exons. NCBI's taxonomy places the organism in Eukaryota, Metazoa, Chordata, Actinopteri, Osmeriformes, Osmeridae. Bases 214 to 555 code for a protein of 113 amino acids. Gene Ontology annotation, molecular function: nucleosomal DNA binding. Gene Ontology annotation, cellular component: chromatin; nucleus. The record is from RefSeq and is a predicted model, not a curated record.